AUGACAUACACUGGAGUUGAUGAGCAUGCUGCUCCAUCAUUCGGGUAUCUACUCACAGAAAUUUCAUCAUUGAAAUAUUUAACAUUACAAUAUUUACAAGGUAUUGAUUCAAUAACUUACAUGUCGUCAACGGUGGUCAGUGAAACUAUCGUGAAUUUAACGAUUUGGCUCUCCAAAGUUGAACGUUUGAUACCAUUACUUUAUCGAUUUCAAAAAUUAAGCGUACUCACAAUGUAUAUGUAUCGGAAUGCAGGAAGGCCUACGAAACGAGCGGCGCCACCAUAA
Molecule: messenger RNA, 285 nt
Organism: Rotaria sp. Silwood1
Lineage: Eukaryota; Metazoa; Rotifera; Eurotatoria; Philodinida; Philodinidae
Source: the annotation of a GenBank genome assembly